This is a messenger RNA of Acanthosepion pharaonis, 663 nucleotides long. The record is from the annotation of a GenBank genome assembly. Lineage: Eukaryota; Metazoa; Mollusca; Cephalopoda; Sepiida; Sepiidae.
AUGGCCAGUUCUUGCACGACUGUCAUACCUAGGACGAACAGACUUCACCAGCGCCGUCCGCGUCGAUCCUCUCUCUUCUUAAGCGCCGACGCGCUCUUUACAAAAGAGCAGACAUACGGGGAUCGACUGGACCCCGACAUCGCUGUUCCAUUCGGCCUUCCUCUGAGCUUAUCAUCUAUUUUCAGUUCAACUGUUUUGGUCAACCUCUCAGCGACUCGAAACGAAGCACGAACCGAGGAAUCCCAAGGUGAAGGAAGGAAACCUCGUUUCUCGACUUACACCUCUGUCCUCUCUUCUCACCAUUUACCACAUUCCUGGCCGUUCUUUCUUUCUUUCUUUACCCUUCAGUGUAUUUCUCUCUCUUCUCUUUUCUGUCCAUUUUUGUCCGUACGUUCUCUUAGAUUCAUUCUUGCUCGUUCGUUCUUUCCUUUCAUUUCCAUUUGGUUUUACUGGUCUUCCUUUCACUUUUGUUUCUUAGUUUUUUUAUUUUGUUUUUGCUUGUUCAUGUUUGUUUGUUAUUUUUCUUUUUAUUUCUCCUUGGUUUAUUCUUUCUUUUCAUUUUUUAAUUCUGUUAGAAUUUUUAUUUCACAUUUUUGUUUGUUCUAUCUUUCAUUUCUGUUCUUCUUUUCCCCACAUCUGUUAAUUCUUUCCAUUCAUUACUAG